Messenger RNA from Oppiella nova, 285 nucleotides. NCBI's taxonomy places the organism in Eukaryota, Metazoa, Arthropoda, Arachnida, Sarcoptiformes, Oppiidae. The record is from the annotation of a GenBank genome assembly.
AUGGCUAAGUGUGCGACAGGAAUGUGUGAUAAUCUGCUGACAUGUGUGUUGAGGGCCUGGGAUGCGGACAAACCGUUGCUGUACUGCCCGGCCAUGAAUGUGAACAUGUGGUCCCAUCCCAUCACUCAAACACAUUUGGAUGCCUUGCAGUCGUUCGGCUAUAAACAGGUCGGACCUAUCGUCAAGCGACUGGCCUGUGGUGACACCGGUAUGGGAGCUAUGGCUGAGGUGUCCGCUAUUGUCCACGAAGUCAAACAAGUGCUCCAAUUAUUAGCAUUGAUUUGA